AUGCUCGGCUACCUAACCCCAUUAAUACCCUUUUGGAAGUUUCUGAACAGUGUCGAAAAAAGCCUUGCCGAGCGACAGAAGAAAAAAAUGGAAAAUCCAGCUGACAAACUGAUGCUACUCGAUCCUUGCGUAUUUGCUCAGAUGAUGGUUCUAUUGGCCACAUUCCAAGUGACAUUGAGCAGAUUUCCGGUCUUCUAUUACGGUCUAUUCUAUUCUGAGCUCCAGAACAUUGUCGCCAGACUCAAGUUGAAAUUGUCCGACUGCAGCCUCGAGGAGGACGAGGAAGACUCUGCUGAGGAGAUCCUCAAUUCAACUCAGAUCAAUCAGGCAGUCCCUGAUCAGAAGCGAGUGAAAAAGGAGCUGAGCUCAGCAAUCUGUGUAGAAAAACUGAGUCAGGGACUGGAAGAUCUCUAA
Oikopleura dioica is the source of this 414-nucleotide messenger RNA. The record is from the annotation of a GenBank genome assembly. NCBI's taxonomy places the organism in Eukaryota, Metazoa, Chordata, Appendicularia, Copelata, Oikopleuridae.